Haliotis rufescens (red abalone) is the source of this 1639-nucleotide messenger RNA. RefSeq names its product sushi, nidogen and EGF-like domain-containing protein 1. NCBI's taxonomy places the organism in Eukaryota, Metazoa, Mollusca, Gastropoda, Lepetellida, Haliotidae. Bases 302 to 1561 code for a protein of 419 amino acids. Gene Ontology annotation, biological process: negative chemotaxis; axon guidance. The transcript is spliced from 6 exons. Gene Ontology annotation, molecular function: calcium ion binding; Roundabout binding; heparin binding. The record is from RefSeq and is a predicted model, not a curated record.
GAACAUUCCAGAGGAAUCUCUUCAUAGCACUUCACGUCCAAUACCCGUGUGCUAACUCUGUCUAUACCUUAAGACUAAUUGGAUCAGUUCUCGUAGAAUGACCAUAACUUAAUGUUUCUUGUGCCCGUUACAUCGUUCCAAUUUCUGAGUUAUGUGCAUUGGCCUAUGGUUCUAUUCAACAAUUUGAAUACCUACAAACGGGUUCAACUGUAUAUAUUACUCGAAGACGCACUGGACAUGUGUUGACAGACGAAGCUUUGCAACAUCGUACAUCGUUGAAAAUUUGUGAGGAAAGGAAAUAAUGGUUCCCGUGAUGUUCAGGUUUUUGGCUGUCUGUCUGAUGGCACCGCUUGUGAGCAGCCAACGCGCUUCCACCUGGGAUGAGUGUCAGUGUGAAUGGGCCACCUGGAAUCCUUGGUCCAUUUGUGAUUCGCAGUGUUAUGGGAUGCAGCAACGCUCAAGAAGUGUUUCAAUGAUCGACAGUUGUGUAGCUUUUGAGUCCUGUGAUGCAGGAGCAGGGGCCUACGAACAUCAAGACUGCAACACUGUCUGUACAUUUGGUUCUUACGACUCAUCAUCGGGCAGAUGCAAGUGUCCAGGCGGGAGAUAUGGACCGUGCUGCACCGACGCGAUUACGUGUGGGGCUCCUCAGACAAUAGCGAAUGGCGACUACAGCGUGAGCAACAGCUACAACUACGGCAGCCUUGCCACCUAUACUUGUAACCACGGCUACAACAUGACGGGCACCGCAACAAGGACGUGUUCUCAGGACAUCAUUAUAUCUACGGUCGGGUUCUGGACGGGGAUGAAGCCAGACUGUUUGUUCGCUGAGUCCUGUAACAGCAGCCCCUGCCAGAACGAAGGCACGUGUGUGAACGGUCUGGAGAUGUACACGUGUGUAUGUUCCCCUGGAUGGUCAGGGAUCAACUGUGAAACAGACGUACAACCUCCUGUGGUCAGUGGCUGUGAAAACAAGACAGCCCUCAACACAGCUGACCGUGAACUGACCCACGAGUGGACGGUGCCAACCUUCACAGACCCGCUUGGUAACGAAGUCACUACGACAUCCAACUACGUCAGUAGCUCGUACCGCUUCCCCUGGGGCGACUUCUUCGUCCAAUACGUGGCCACCAAGACAAACAAUGGUUUACAGACGGAGUGCAAGUUUCAACUCAACGUCCGACCCUAUCCCUGUGACGAGCUACCUGUCCCCAAGUUUGGAUACGUGGCCUGCAACGGUUGGCGGACUGACUUUGGACAGUAUUGUUUGAUUGGCUGCAGAGCUAACUACACCCUACCACGUGAUAUCAAUGAGGACCGCUGGUAUGUGUGUGGCGCCAGUGGAGCGUGGUCAUCCAAUCCAGGAACGUUUCAGUGUGAAGACGCAACCGAUCUGCAGAGCAUUUCCGGUGGCAUCCUCGGCAGUCCUGACACUUGUGAUGACGUCACAUCCGUACAAGCCUUGUACAUCGAAGAACUCCAGAAAUCAAAUUAUAAUUCUGUUUGUACUAAACACAACGAUCUUUGUCUUACAGAAAAUGUUAGUGUAAGAUGUCAAUGAAGUGAUAUACAAAUGGUUCAGUACAGAGAUUUACACCGUAAAUGCAUAUGCAUUUCACAAUAAACCUAAAAACGCCAA